GGGAGGGGCGGGACUUCCUGCGCGGGUCGGAGCGCCGGAUCGGCUGGCUCUCGGUGGUCCCGGCUCGCUGGCGGCGGCGGCGGCGGCGUCUCCGUGCCGGAGGCGCACGGACCAUGACGUCAGCGUCCACAAAGGUCGGAGAGAUCUUCUCCGCGGCGGGUGCCGCCUUCACGAAGCUCGGGGAGCUGACGAUGCAGCUGCAUCCCGUGGCCGACUCUUCCCCCGCGGGUGCCAAGUGGACGGAGACGGAGAUAGAGAUGCUGAGGGCUGCUGUGAAGCGGUUUGGGGACGAUCUUAAUCACAUCAGCUGUGUCAUCAAGGAACGGACAGUGGCUCAGAUAAAGGCCACUGUGAAGCGCAAAGUAUAUGAAGACUCCGGGAUCCCCCUUCCAUCUGAGUCACCCAAGAAAGGGCUGAAGAAGGUGGCAUCAGGUGUCUUGUCGCCUCCUCCAGCUGCCCCUCCACCAAGCAGCUCCAGCGUCCCUGAGGCUGGGGGUCCCCCCAUAAAGAAACAGAAGGCUGAUGUGACCCUCAGUGCUCUGAACGACUCCGACGCCAACAGUGACCUGGUGGAUGUUGAAGGGCUAGGAGAAACUCCUCCAUCCAAGAAACUCAACUUCGACCAGGACAGCCUGACCCUGGAUUCUGGCCUUCUCGUGACCUCCGCUCAGCCGCCUCUGCUGUCUCGCUGAGCCUUCCACCCCUGACCCCUCUCACUGUUUACCCCGGACCUGUGGAUCGCCUGGGACUCUGGGCAAGGCCUGCCCGAGAGAGGGUCAAAGGACUGCUGGGGCUGCCCCCUUGCUGUUGCUGUAUAAGCAUCUGCCCCAAACCCUUUGAUGUGCAUCUGAUGGACAUUUUUAUACAGAAAAAAAUAAAGACUUCCCUCUCA
This is a messenger RNA of Myotis daubentonii (Daubenton's bat), 892 nucleotides long. RefSeq names its product BPTF associated chromatin complex component 1 (gene BACC1). The record is from RefSeq and is a predicted model, not a curated record. NCBI's taxonomy places the organism in Eukaryota, Metazoa, Chordata, Mammalia, Chiroptera, Vespertilionidae. Gene Ontology annotation, cellular component: NURF complex; MLL1 complex.